AUGCGGUCUCUCCACCCAGUCUUGCUGGGUGCCUUUGUGGGCGUAGCAUUCGCUUUUCCGGGUCGUCACUACUACCCGAGCUCCCCGUUUCCCACGGGCGGAAUCACGCAUCAGCCUCCGUUAUCAACAGGUGAUGGUGUUGGACCCGGUCCGGGCCCUCAACCGACGCCCUCGGAGAAUAAUCCACCUCCUGAAGUUACUACAGCGACUGAUACCAUCACAAAAACAACUUUCAUCCCUUGCUCAACGCCCGUUGCCUCAGGGAGAGGCACCACCUGGUACAGCACAUGGCUUACAAUGUCAAUCUAUACGACAACCACGUGCUAUCCAGUCACUCAAACCCACACGCCGCCUCCGCCAUCAACUACGCCUCCUUGUGAGGGAGAAAACUGCCACGUCCCGCCUCCGUCUCUAUCUCUACCUCCUCAAUGUCCGACCCAAGCCACUGUUACUGUGACAGUAACCAAGACGGAAUGUGGAGCCGGAUGCAUUCCUCCCACGUCUACUCCAGAGAUGCCAUCGCCGUCUGGGGAACCGGGGCAUCCUUCACCACCUCCCUGCCAACAGUGCUCGACCUUCACGAUCACUGAUAUUCAUAGUUCAACAAUGACCAUCGUGGUUCCGCCUCAGACACCUUCCGUCCAUCCCACUCCAUCGAAAUCACCCCCACCAUUCUCUCCUCCCCCUGGAACAGGAAUUCCUCCACCGUCUACAACAAAAUCUCAGCCGCCAACCACCGGGACAAACGUCCCUUAUAAGAGAUACGGCCAGCAUCCAAGAUACUUUUAA
This is a messenger RNA of Coccidioides posadasii C735 delta SOWgp, 789 nucleotides long. RefSeq lists its product as uncharacterized. Lineage: Eukaryota; Fungi; Ascomycota; Eurotiomycetes; Onygenales; Onygenaceae. The record is from RefSeq and is a predicted model, not a curated record.